GCGCACCCAGUAAGUUCACGCUGAACGCAAGCAGUUGUACACACAUCGACAGCGAACUGUUUUCCCCCCUCCACAAUGUUUCGCAUGCUUUUAUCUCGUCCUUUUUGUGCCAAAUGCUCCCCGCUGGCAGCGCCACGCUCUCUGAUGACCCCGCAAGCAGAGGGUGUUUUCAUUCGGACGCAGCGGCGUUUUGUCGGGGGCACAGUCAUUUAUAAACACCGAUCAAAGUCCAGAACCUGGGUGUACGGGGUUGGAGUCGGCAUCGUUUUAGCUGUGGGCCUAAAAUACAGCUCUGACCCCGCAAACAGCUCAUGCGAUGACAAGGUUAAAACAGCACAAAAGUCUCAUGCGUAUAGAGACGCCAUAAAAGCGAGCAGAGACCUCCUGGAGCGGAUAAAGGUAGGCAAAGAGGUUGAGGUCGGAGCUCCAGGACUGGUAGUUGGGGUGGCAGUGGAUGGUGUUCAAGUGUGGUCUGAAGGGUUCGGAUACGCUGAUUUGGAGAACCGUGUCCCGUGCUCUCCUGAAACGGUGAUGCGAAUCGCCAGCAUCAGUAAGCCCCUCACAGCGGCGGCUGCUGCGCGGCUGUGCGAGGAAGGAAAGCUGGAUCUCGAUGCCCCCGUCCAGAAAUAUGUGCCAGAGUUUCCUCAGAAGCAGUUUGAUGGAAAAGAUGUUACAAUAACUUCUCGUAUGUUACUGUCGCACCUAAGUGGAAUAAGGCACUAUGAGAAGGACCCAAAAAAAGUUAAAGAGGACAAAGAGAAAGCCAAGCAACGUCUAAAGCCUCCAGGUAAACAGAAAGAGGAUGAGAAGAGCUGCUCCGAAAGCCAAGAGAAACCCGGACCAGAUCAAACCUCUAAAGACAAACAAUCCCCUCCGGCUCAGAGGAAAAAGGAGUUUGAGCACAAAGAGUAUUACUUAAAGGACAAUUUCGAAAGUGUAAUUCAAGCCUUGGACCUUUUUAAGGAUGACCCGCUCAUUUUCCAGCCGGGCACCACUUUCCUGUACUCCACUCACGCCUUCACACUGCUGAGUGCUGUUCUGGAGCGGGCUGCGGACCAGCACUUCCUGGCUCUCAUGAUGAACAUGUUUCAGGAGCUGGGAAUGCUCAAUACAGCUCCAGAUGAGAAUGACCCCAUUAUAUAUCACCGCUCCAGAUUUUACCACCUGAACAAGCGGGGGCGAGUCGUAAACUGCCCAUAUGUGGACAACUCCUACAAAUGGGCCGGAGGCGGCUUCCUGUCCACCGUGGGAGACCUGCUGCUCUUCGGUAACGCUCUGCUCUACAGUUACCAAGUGGCCCUCCUUAAGGACACCGAGGGCCUGCUCCCUGGGUUCCUAAAACCCAAAUCGGUCAUAGAGCUGUGGACCCCGGUCGACAAGACAGAGGCCAGCUGGGAUAAGGACGGACUGUACGGCCAGGGCUGGCUGGUGGUGGAGAAGCUGCAGAAGUACGGUCAAUGCAGGAAGCGCAGGCAUUACGUGUCCCACACAGGAGGAGCUGUGGGGGCCAGCAGCGUUCUCCUGGUGUUGCCCAGUGAGGAGACAGAGCAGCGCCGGGGACAGAGCGUCCUCCUCCCGCAGGGGGUGGUGGUCACCAUUAUCACAAACAUGCAGUCUGUGGGACUGAACAGCACGGCGUUAAAAGUCGCUCAUCAGUUUGACAGAGCCAGAAACUUGCGGGAAUAAUUGGUUUAAAGUUCACCCGAAAGAUGUGGCUGUAAAUUGUAUCGUGUGUAGUUUUUAAUAAAGCUUUUUUUUUUUAAUCCAGCAGAGAAAACUGUUGACCCAUACCUCAUCUCAUUUUUUUUGAAGCGUGUAGAAAUUUAAAUAUAGUCCACAAGACAAUAAUGCUGUAAAGUUAUAAACAACUUUUAAGUUUCUAUUUAGUAAUAAAGUCAAAGCUUUUUUUGUCCUAUUGAAAGGACACUCCAAGGUGCUUCUUUAGAUUUUGGUUAACUUUUGUGCAUCUUUUUUUUUUUCUGUCUGAUCCCAUCCUGGUAAAAUCAUAUGAAAGCCCGGGGUCAAGAGAAGUCAGUGUAUGAUUGAUAGUUUCUAUUGGCGUUUGAUUUUCUAUUCAGGUAUGCAUACUGCAUUGGCAGCAUGCUUUGAAUUAUUCUCACGCUGAAAAAUGACGCCAGUUGACUCUCCGUCUAGUUCUUGUGUCAUCUGGCAUUCCUCAACCUUUUUCCUCCUUGCUUCCUUUAUAAAGAAACGUUUCACACCCGCUGAAACCAAUGAAGCAACUCCUGAGUUUCAGUACAAGGGUGGCUUGGGUAGGUGGAAUCACGGAAGAGCCAAACAGCCUCUCAGGUCCUCUGUCAGAUCUCUACAGGAUUAAUUUAUUUUACUUUUUCAGAAUUUGAUACUGGAUACUGGCCAUCCAUGUAGUUUCUUUUAGGCUUUCCACCUUUCCUUCAGUCCCCACCCCCUGGUUUAUUAAUUCUCCUUAAGGCUGCUCAAACCACUCAGAUUCAUGCAACUAAUCCUUGUUUCUGUAUCAUGCUUCUAAUGAGUAAAGAUGUUGUUUUUG
Molecule: messenger RNA, 2530 nt
Organism: Fundulus heteroclitus (mummichog)
Lineage: Eukaryota; Metazoa; Chordata; Actinopteri; Cyprinodontiformes; Fundulidae
Product: lactamase, beta
Exons: 6
Coding region: 76-1686 (536 amino acids)
Source: RefSeq, a predicted model, not a curated record